Messenger RNA from Ascochyta rabiei, 738 nucleotides. RefSeq lists its product as uncharacterized. The record is from RefSeq and is a predicted model, not a curated record. Lineage: Eukaryota; Fungi; Ascomycota; Dothideomycetes; Pleosporales; Didymellaceae. The transcript is spliced from 2 exons. Bases 1 to 738 code for a protein of 245 amino acids.
AUGGCCGUCACCAAGACGCGCAUCAAACCGACGCCCUAUCCCUUCCUCCCCUUCCACAUGCUCCGCACCGCGCAACUAGCCUCCUCCCUCACCGUCCUAUCCAUAACAACCUACUUUGCACGCGAACUGCACCGGACCAACUACGCCUUGCCGUGGACGUUUAUCCUACUCCUCACCAUCUCGAUUCUAACCCUGCUCGCCCUGACAUUUACCAUCAUCCUGCACAUCCAGCACGGCCUCUCGCCGCGGCUAAAUCUUGCGCUCAAUGCCGCUCUAGCACUCGUCUGGACGCUGUCUUUUGCGCUGCUCGCGUGGUGGUCCUCGACCACGUUGACGCACGCCUGUGCGCUCGAGACGUGGGAGUCGGAGACGGGCGUCGCAGUGUGCAGGAUGUACAAAGCGCUUUUUAGUAUGGCGCUGCUGGGUAUGCUGGCUUCGUGGGGUGCGCUGGGGGUGGAUGUGUUUGUGCAGAAGGGGAGUGCAAGACGGGGGCUUUUCAUGAGUCUGGGAACGGUGCAGGGGAAGAGAGGCGCGGUUGGAAGCGGGAAAUGGGACGAGGAUGAUGUCGAUGGUGGCAUCUGGGACAUGAACCCUCAUGCGGCGGCGCUGAGGGACGCAGGCAGGGAGAGGGGAGGGGACGGGUAUGCGCUGCCUGAGGAGCAGUUUGGAUAUGCUGAUACGGCCUAUGCGGGCGCAGCAGGGCAGGUGGGGAGACGGAGCGUGGAAGGGCGGCUGUGA